UCUUGCUAAAACAGUGUUUCAUUUCAGAUUUUCAGAGGUGUUUUUGUUCUGGUCUGUAAGUCAUUUAGGUAAAACCAGACAGAGAUUCCCCAAGUGGGUUUGGCUCUCCUGAAACUGGGUCUCACUCCAAACCUGCAGCAAUGGUGGUAAUGGCUUAGAUCGCUGAAAUUUGGCCCAUAUUGGCUUCAUUGACUGUAUUGAAGCAGCAAGGGAUUGGUUCAGUGUCAGUAAUAUUGCUGUAAUUUAUGAUGUCCAUUUCGGAGAAAUCUCGGCCGAGCUCAUCUGCUUCUUCUUCAUCGUCAGUUUCGGUCAAUGAGUUUGAUCCAUUGCUGAAGGAUUUGAAUGAGAAAAAGCAGAGCUUUCGCCGGAACGUAGUGUCGUUGGCGUCGGAGUUGAAGCAGGUCCGGAGCCGGUUAGCUUCUCAGGAGCAGUCAUACGUGAAAGAAACUCUCACAAGACAGGCAUUAGAGACAAAAGCUAAAAACAUGGAAGAGGAGAUUGGUAGAUUGCAGAAGAGAUUAGAACAGAGAAAUCUACAGCUUGAGGCUUCGACAUCUAAAACUGAGAAGUGCCUCUCGGAGUUGGAUGGUCUGAGGUCACAACUUGCAGCCACUCAAGCAACUGCCGAUACUUGUGCUGCAUCAGCUCAAUCAGCACAGCUCCAAUGUCUAGCACUUGUAAAGGAAAUAGAUAAAAAAAAUUGUUCCUUGAAAGAGCAAGAUGAAUGUAUAAUUAGGCUAGGAGAGCAAUUGGAUAAACUACAAAAGGAUCUCGAAGUAAGAGAGUCUUCGCAAAAGCAACUCAAAGAUGAUGUUCUGAGAAUUGAGCAGGACAUUAUGCAAGCUGUUGCACAAGCGGGGGUGAAUAAGGAUUGUGAGCUGAAAAAAAUACUAGAUGAGGUUUCUCCAAAGAAUAUCGAGAAGCUUAAUAAUCUUUUAAUUAUAAAGGAUGAAGAAAUAGGAAGGCUUAGAGAUGAAAUCAGUAUCAUGUCUGUUCACUGGACUCUCAAAACUAAGGAGUUGGAAUCACAGUUGGAGAGACAACGGCGAGCUGAUCAGGAACUCAAGAAGAGGGUAUUAAAAUUGGAGUUCUGCCUUCAGGAAGCUCGUGCUCAAACAAGAAAGCUUCAAAGGAUGGGUGAGCGAAGAGACAAAGCUCUGAAAGAGCUCAAAGACCAAUUACAACAACGGGGAGUGAGUGGAGCUUCAUCUGCUGAAAAACCAAACUUUUGGGAAACCUCUGGUUUUAAAAUUGUGGUUUCUAUGUCCAUGUUCAUCUUAGUUGUCUUUUCAAAGCGAUGAAAUAGUUGCUAUGUAUAAAAAGUAUCAAACAAGUUUAGUCGAGGAUUUAGGAAUAGCUGCAGUGGGCAUUUUGCUAGUAGAAAUGCAAAUGCACAUUGUAGAGCUUCUCCUUGUGUAUCAGAGCAGAGACGCAUUUUUUUCUCCCGUCAAACCACAUUGUUAGUGUAUGUAUGGAUAUCGAAUCUGUGUAUGGCAUUGUAGCCAGUACGCUGUAGUCUGCAAUAUAGUUAGUUUCAUGUUAAAAGA
Messenger RNA from Argentina anserina (silverweed cinquefoil), 1547 nucleotides. RefSeq names its product nuclear envelope-associated protein 2-like. The coding region runs from base 246 to 1301 and encodes 351 amino acids. The record is from RefSeq and is a predicted model, not a curated record. NCBI's taxonomy places the organism in Eukaryota, Viridiplantae, Streptophyta, Magnoliopsida, Rosales, Rosaceae. The transcript has 6 exons.